CACUGGUCUCAUCAGCUGCAACAAUACAUUGUAUUUAAUAUUCUAGUUAACAAUUUAAGAGCAGAUCAAAUGGCUCUAGAAACCCUUUCAUUGGAGUUAACCAACCAUCUCAAACAGCUUUAUCACGCCUAUCGGCACACCAAAGAUAUCAACCAAAAAGGCAACUUCUUUUCUUCUGUCUGCCACCAGGUGUGCCGGCCACAGCCAUCAUUUGCAGCGCGCAAUAGAGAGACUAUUGUGCGGUAUCUCCAUGAAUCUGCAGACAAGGGCACUACCGACGAAACAAGCAACCAGUCGAAGAAGGGCUAUUACACAAUCCGACCCCUGCGAGAAGAUGAGUUUGAGUUUGGGACUGAUGAACAAGUUGCACCAGCUGGCUUUGCGACAGUAAGCGAGCUUAAGCAAAAAGCGGAAACCGAGGGUUGGGUGGGUAUGAGAGUUGAUCUGUGGGACGUUGAGGUAGGAAAAGAAGACAGUGAACAGCGACUAAUUAAGGUACAUUAUUGGUGGAGAAAAGAGGAAGAUGGCUGGAUACAAAUUCUGCAUGAUAUUCUAUCCAUAGGACCCAGGGAUGGGACCGAGGGCAGCGAGGGAGACGUGCUUGAGUGAUGAUCUUGUAACACCCCGAGUUUACUUCAGAAGUUAUUAAAGUUCCAUCACGUCUUAAAUAAGACCAUUAC
Trichoderma harzianum CBS 226.95 is the source of this 680-nucleotide messenger RNA. RefSeq lists its product as hypothetical. The record is from RefSeq and is a predicted model, not a curated record. Bases 70 to 609 code for a protein of 179 amino acids. NCBI's taxonomy places the organism in Eukaryota, Fungi, Ascomycota, Sordariomycetes, Hypocreales, Hypocreaceae. The transcript has a single exon.